GGCGUCUGCCGUCAUGCACAAUUCUCAUCCUUCUCUUCCCCCGCGUCCACAGACAUGGUCUCAACCACAGCAGCCUCCAUCUGUGCUGCAAAACUACUUUCACCAGAAUGCCUAUUCCUCACAUUACGCUCAGGCCUACCUACAGCAAUUCCCCGAGGCCCAACCGUCCACAAGUAACUACUAUGCGCAACCUACCCCAGCCGCUGCUGCACAACACAACGCGAACAAGCCACGACCUGCACAACAGGUAGGGGCAUGGUACCAGCCAGGCAACAAGCAAUGCACAUACAAGGACUGUCGGUUUACUGGCUCACAUAAAUCUGUCGAGCUGCAUAUGAUGGACCGUCAUCUCAUUUACCCUCCUGGCUGGGACAAGCGACCUAAGAAGGAAGAGUGGGAUGCCGACCCUAGUCUCAAAGGGAAACCCAUCCCAAUCCAAGGAACCAACCUUGUUCUGGAUACACCAGAAUCGCUCGAAGCAUGGAUUGCCGAGCGCAAAAAGAGGUUCCCUACGGCCAACCGCGUGGAAGACAAGAAGCGGAAGAUGGAGGAAGCUGUUGCCCGUGGCCAAUUGACUGCAGAGGAUAUGGGUGUCCGACCAGAGAAGAGGCGACGCCACGACGAGAAAACCACGCGUCCCGAGAACCGAAACAACCAAGGUAAUCGGGGCAAUGACAGGAAAGGGCGUGCAGGCGCUGCUCAACGGCCUACGGUCUCACACCCGCUGCCAGCUCGUCCCUCCCCUCCAAAGCCAUCAACCGCCGUACAAGAUGACGCGAAUACUUCAUCCGAUAGUGAACCGGAGGUCGUCACUUCGAAGGCGCCAGUUCACUCUUUCGAACCGCCACAGUCACUUGAUGAACCAGAAGAAGAGCCCGCAGUCCCUCCUGCAGAGCCAGCGGGUACCGACCCUCCAAAACCUCGACAGCAACGCCCCUCACAACCUAAAAGACCGCUACAUAACCCUUUCGACAAUCGUCCACCUUUGCUUCGCAACCUUCUCCUACCCGAAAUUCGCGUAACGGUGUCAAACCUAUCUCAAGCAAUCCGGUUCCUCGUCGACAACGACUUCUUGCGAAGCGUCGAGCUCAAGCCCGGUCAAGCACAAGAAAUACCAAUCCAGGUCAUCAGUAGUCACGAAACAGGAGCGUAG
Molecule: messenger RNA, 1153 nt
Organism: Coprinopsis cinerea okayama7#130
Lineage: Eukaryota; Fungi; Basidiomycota; Agaricomycetes; Agaricales; Psathyrellaceae
Exons: 3
Coding region: 14-1153 (379 amino acids)
Biological process (GO): box C/D snoRNP assembly
Cellular component (GO): nucleus
Molecular function (GO): RNA binding
Source: RefSeq, a predicted model, not a curated record